Amaranthus tricolor (Joseph's coat) is the source of this 1104-nucleotide messenger RNA. RefSeq names its product polygalacturonase inhibitor 2-like. NCBI's taxonomy places the organism in Eukaryota, Viridiplantae, Streptophyta, Magnoliopsida, Caryophyllales, Amaranthaceae. Gene Ontology annotation, molecular function: protein binding. The coding region runs from base 87 to 746 and encodes 219 amino acids. The transcript has a single exon. The record is from RefSeq and is a predicted model, not a curated record.
UUAUAGACUUCAUCCAAAUACUCUUCUCCUGUCCUUUUCCAUUUUUCCCUUUUCAACCUUGUCGGUUCAUUGAUUACCCAUCAAUAAUGUUAACCCCACUAAAAUUCACCAUUCUCUUCUAUACAUCUCUCAUCUUCUUUCACAUCUUCUCCCACGCUACCGACUUUCCACCCUGCAACCCCCAAGACAAAGCCGUCCUUCUCAAAGUCCGAGACCAUUUCGGCGGUACAACCGGCCGUCUUUCCGACUGGGACAACACCACCGACUGCUGCUCCGAUUGGAGUUUCGUCGGCUGCGGCACCACCGGAAAAUCUUACGGUCGUAUAGACACCGUAACUUUCAGCCGUUCUUGGGGACUUUCCGGCAGUAUCCCUUCAGACUUUGGUGAUCUUCCUUAUCUUAGUUUUUUUAUUUUAGCUGAUAAUAUUAAUGUCACUGGAAGUUUGCCUAAAUCAUUAGGGAAGCUUAAGAGAUUGUACCAUAUUGAAAUGGAUUCGAACAGUUUAAUUGGACCGAUUCCUAAAGAAUUGUUACAGUUAAAGAGUCUUAAAGAAGUUGAUCUGUCUAAUAAUAAAUUGUCCGGGCCGAUUCCGCCGGCGGUUUCUUCAUUGUCGUCGCUUACGCAGUUUAAUGUCUCGAAUAAUCAGCUUUGUGGGCCCAUUCCUAGUGGAUUGAAGAAGUUCGGUAAAACGAGUUUUGAUAAUAAUAAGUGUCUUUGUGGACCUCCUUUAACUCCUUGCAAGUGAUAUUGCCGGUUGUUAAAUACUUACUCCGCUCUUAAAUACUCCAUAUGUUAUAAUUAUUGGGACUACUCAUCGCUUUAGCUUAUUUUAUGUAUUCUUGGUAAUAUGUAAGAAAAAAAUUAAAAUGAAAUCUUAUUUAAAUCUUCAAGUCACAUACUUUUAUAAUAUUAAGUUUUUAUAAUUUUUAAAUAUGUAUUGUUCAAUUUAUAAAUAAUCAAUAUAACAUAUUAGAUCGCAAAAGGAGUUAAAUAUAACAACUAUGAUGGAACCGUGUAAGUAGUACUUUUGUAUUUAAUAGUUGCUAGAGUACUUUUGUAACAACUGUUUAUUAGUGAUUUUAUUUGACAUAUAUUAUACUUAA